Molecule: messenger RNA, 233 nt
Organism: Racocetra persica
Lineage: Eukaryota; Fungi; Glomeromycota; Glomeromycetes; Diversisporales; Gigasporaceae
Source: the annotation of a GenBank genome assembly
AUGGUAGAAAUGUAUGUAGAUUUCCAUCACAAUGAUGGAAAAUUUUAUUUUUGGUUUGAUGAUGAAAGAAGAAGAGAUUCCAAACAUAAUCAUGUAUCUUUUAAACUAGAUUCAUUUAAUUAUUUAGAAAAGGUUAUGGAAGAAGAAAAAAAACGCAUCGAAGAAGGAGAAAUUGUUAGAGAAGAAUUUAAGAUAAAAUGCCUUAAAGAAAAUUGGCAUAUCUUUAUUGUCAU